AUGGUAGUGGAGAUGAGAUUUCGUGGUGAUCAUAAAUUUAAAAAAUCAGAUAUCAUCACUCUUGAACUGGAGCCUUCUAAUGCAUAUGAUAAAAAUGCAAUAAAAGUUAUGGUAGAUGGCAUCCAUAAAGUCUAUGUGGCAAAAGACAAGAAUGUAAGCAUAGGAGAUUUGAUGAGACGUUAUCCUCGUUAUCGAGUAAAUGCUCAUGGAAAAAAGAACUAUAACCAAUCAGCAUCUUUAAAUAUCAAAUAUUCUUGGAUGGUCUGUGAAAGAUGUCGUGAUACGCUACAAGCAUCAAGAGAUUAUGACUAUG
Messenger RNA from Ambispora gerdemannii, 313 nucleotides. The record is from the annotation of a GenBank genome assembly. NCBI's taxonomy places the organism in Eukaryota, Fungi, Glomeromycota, Glomeromycetes, Archaeosporales, Ambisporaceae.